This is a messenger RNA of Sitophilus oryzae (rice weevil), 2260 nucleotides long. Its product is annotated as kinesin-like protein Klp10A. The coding region runs from base 349 to 2184 and encodes 611 amino acids. Gene Ontology annotation, biological process: microtubule-based movement. The record is from RefSeq and is a predicted model, not a curated record. Gene Ontology annotation, molecular function: microtubule binding; ATP binding; microtubule motor activity. NCBI's taxonomy places the organism in Eukaryota, Metazoa, Arthropoda, Insecta, Coleoptera, Curculionidae. The transcript is spliced from 5 exons.
GGAGAUGCUUUGAAGUGACUGUGCUGUGAUGUAGAUAGUUCAUUGGAAAUAUUGAUUUUUUGAACUAUUUCUUAUUUGCCCUACUAAAUUAUCGAAUAUUAAAUACAUUUCUAAAGUAACAGCAGCGUGUUUGGUCGAUAUUUUUCGGGAAACAUAUAACUGCACCACUGUAUAGAUCAGAUCAUAUUUUACUUUCAAUUAAGUAUCUCGUCCAAAGAUCUCGUCACAUAUUAUUUCUUAGCUACGACAGAGUACCUACUGCGACACGGUAAAAAAUUGUGGUAAACGAUACUAAGUACAAUAAGUCACUGUAAAUUUCAACGUAGCUAACACAUCGCUACUGUCAAAAUGUUCCUGCAGAAAUAUAUUUUGAUUCACGACAGUCGAGGAGGGAAAAUGUUUCCGUACCUCAUAGAAGAGACGAAAAGAUCUUCGAAACCGUCUUCGCCCACCGGAAAGAGUAACGAAGAGCACACAAAAACGACUUCGAGUUACGUUUCAUCACGCCCCCCUAACGAUAAUUCUUCUCCGAGACUGCAAGCCCUCUAUGCGUCUCCACUUUCGAGUCCACCAAAAUCACCGACACCAAAGAAAGGUAUCAGAUCCAGACGGGAUUCGAUAUACGAUUAUAAAUCAGAAGCGGCGAAAAAAGUCGAACAAAUUGCGAAGAAUAGGGACGAAAGAAGACAGAGGCAAGCCGACGAGAAGGCUAUAAAAGACCAAUUAAUGCAUCUGGAACAAAACAAUCCAUAUUGGGAGUUUGCACAGAUGAUUAACGAAUUUCGAAAUGGUCUCGAAUUUAAACCGCUUAGAGAGCACGAUGCUGUAAUUGAAAAUCAAAUUACGGUAUGUGUUAGAAAGAGACCUCUAAACGAAAAAGAAGACCGAAGAAAGGAGGUAGAUGUAAUUACAGUAAAUACCCGAAAUCAGUUAAUAGUUCACGAACCCAAACAUAAGGUAGAUCUUACAAAAUACUUGGAAAACCAACAUUUUCGCUUCGAUUAUGUAUUUGAUGAAACCUGUACCAAUGAUAUUGUAUACAAAUUUACUGCAAGACCAUUAGUGAAAACAAUCUUUGAAGGCGGCAUGGCCACUUGCUUUGCCUAUGGUCAAACUGGAUCAGGAAAAACGCACACCAUGGGUGGAGAAUUUAAAGGUAGACAACAAAAUUUCAAAAACGGGAUAUAUGGAUUAGUGGCUAUGGAUGUGUUUAAAUACUUAAAUUGUCCUAAGCAAUCCAAAAUGAAUUAUAUCGUAUCGGCCAGUUUCUUCGAAAUUUAUGGCAAAUUGGUAUUCGACCUUUUAGCGAAAAAGCAGAGAUUGCGUGUACUGGAAGAUGGAAAGCAGCAAGUGCAAGUUGUCGGUUUGACUGAAAAAAUCGUGACAAAAGUGGAAGAUGUCCUCGAAUUAAUACAAAAAGGCAGUCUGGAAAGGACUUCAGGACAGACAUCGGCGAAUUCAAAUUCCUCAAGAUCUCACGCGGUUUUUCAAAUAAUUUUGAGAAAGGCCGGAUCUAGAAAUGUGGAGGGCAAGUUUUCUUUAAUAGAUUUAGCCGGAAACGAAAGGGGCGCAGACAAUAACAAGUCUAAUAGACAAACUAGAAUAGAAGGAGCUGAUAUUAACAAAAGUUUGUUAGCAUUAAAGGAAUGCAUCAGGGCUCUUGGCAGAAGAGGCGCUCACUUGCCUUUUAGGGGAAGUAAACUGACUCAAGUCUUGCGAGAUUCCUUUAUAGGUGAGAAAUCUAGAACGUGCAUGAUAGCGCUCAUUAGUCCUGGAAAUUAUUCUGUUGAUCAUUCAUUAAACACGCUGAGAUAUGCGGAUAGAGUAAAGGAGUUGAUAGCAACUGAUUUGCCUGCAGACGAUAUUGUCGACGAAGUCAUGAUAAACGAAGAAGAUUCAAUGGAAGAUGUUAUAGAUGAAGAAAUGCUUAAAGAUGAAGAACGGAUGCUUAACAUUUCGUCAAUGGAAUGGGAAGUGUUAGAAAGUAACAGGCAUGUUAUCGAGAGCUGCGUAUAUUUUCAUAGAGUGGCAUGUGAUCUUUACAAAGCUAGUCAAAAAAAUGGUUUCGAUAAGAAUAGUUACGCCACCAACUGGAAAAACUUACUUGGUGAAAUGAUUGAUAUACAGAAAGAGGCUUUGCUUAAAGCUAACGAAUUUUGCAAUAUAUUAGAUGGACGAACUUAAAACAUUAUCAAUGCUCUUUUUACUUAUUGCAUUUUCACGAUAAAAAUUAUUAUUAAUAAAAUGAGUUAAAAUGAGU